AUGGGCAAUCAAACAACCAAAGCAUUAGUGAAGAUGUCUGGAAACUUGGCCGUGGUUUGUGUGCUGUUGUUGAGUCUGGUGGAGGCAGCUCCCGUUCUAAAAUGCCGGUGGAGCUAUGGGAAAUACUACCAAACAUCUGUCAGGCUCUUGGAUCGGAUGGCUGCUAAUGCCACCGAGGAUGUGGAGAACCCUCUGCCUUUUCCCAAGGACGAGUACGAGCUGGAGUCCAAACACUCUCUUUUUGGUACCUUGGAUGUCAUUUUUUUCCUACUGGAUGUCCCUCACCGCCAUGUCUUUUUUUCUUCCCCCCUCUCGCAGGUUGAGCAUCGUCUCACUUUCGUGGCUCAUCUCCUGCAGGAGGUGCAGGAUCUGUUUGACCAUGAAAACAUUUCUUCUGCAUCCUGGGAUGAAACAACGCUGGAGCACUUUCUCGCAGUCGUCUACAGGGAGAGAGAUGACCUGCAGGACUGCGUAAGUGGAAUAGAAAGCAAACAACAACCUCUGCGAGAGUAUUUCAAGGAACUGUCACGCAUGGUUCUGGAAGAAAAGGAGUACAGUGCGGAGGCCUGGGAGAUGAUCAGGAAGGAAGUCAAGUCACAUCUUUUCCGUGCCACCCAGCUCUUCCCAUCCAGCCAUUUAAUUUAA
Messenger RNA from Entelurus aequoreus (snake pipefish), 645 nucleotides. It is a transcript of the gene ifnphi1, whose product is annotated as interferon phi 1. Lineage: Eukaryota; Metazoa; Chordata; Actinopteri; Syngnathiformes; Syngnathidae. Gene Ontology annotation, biological process: response to exogenous dsRNA; defense response. Gene Ontology annotation, molecular function: cytokine receptor binding. The coding region runs from base 1 to 645 and encodes 214 amino acids. The transcript is spliced from 5 exons. Gene Ontology annotation, cellular component: extracellular region. The record is from RefSeq and is a predicted model, not a curated record.